Messenger RNA from Labrus mixtus (cuckoo wrasse), 2385 nucleotides. RefSeq names its product cardiotrophin-like cytokine factor 1 (gene clcf1). Bases 356 to 1867 code for a protein of 503 amino acids. Lineage: Eukaryota; Metazoa; Chordata; Actinopteri; Labriformes; Labridae. The transcript has 3 exons. The record is from RefSeq and is a predicted model, not a curated record.
UCAGUCUGUCACACGGACCACACGCACCAAGUCAGCGGACCGUCAAUAUUUAAGCUCCAUCCUCUCCAAAAUAAUAUAUUUACCAUCAACAAAAAAAAUCAUCCAUUAGUAGGAGUAAAAAAGCGUCACCACCUGCGCUGUCUUUCAUCAUCUCCAGAGUUGUGCUGGGGAAGCAGAGUAGAUUUAAUUGGACCGCCACAAUGGAAAGUUUUCGAUUUUUUUAGAGGAGAGAGAGAGAGAGAGAGAGAGAGAGAGAGAGAGAGAGAGGAGACAUUACCGGUUUAUCUCAGCUGAUAAAUCGACCGGUGGAUAAAUUGAGGGAGCGCACUGAACAGAAUAAAAGAAUUUGGAGAACAUGAAAAGUUGCGGAGUCCAUCAACACCAGCUCGUCUUGCUGUUGGCAGCUGCCAUGGCAACGGCUCUGGAUCCUUCUCACAACCUGGCCAGUGAGAGGAGCUCGAUAGAGAGCACGUAUGAGCUCACCAAAUACCUGGAGUAUCAGCUGAAGGAAAUCAAGGACAUUUAUCUGACCUACCUCGGCCCGCCAUUCAACGAGAAAGACUUCUCUCCUCCACGUCCCAACAGCACAGCUCUGUCCCUGCCAAGUGCAGCUACCCGCCUUGAGCUGUGGCACGGACUUGAAAACCAGGCCCGGCUCGCACAGAACCAGAAGGCCUACUCUGUUCUGCUGGCUGCUGUCAGAGAACUGGCCCGUUCUACCCUCUGCCCCUCCCUCAAGACCUCCCUGCUGCACUUCUGCACAGGCCUGGAUGGGCUGCUGGGCUCAAUAUCUGCACUGAUGACCACCCUUGGUUACUCGCUCCCCCCAUCAUCAGUGAACAUCAGAAGUAACGUUGGACAGCUGCAGUACAGUCACAGGGGGACAGGGGGUGUCCCACCAGCUCCACUUAUGAGCCAGAGCCUUUACAGUUCCAGAGCAGGGACGAGGACUGAGUCCGGUCAGCGAAACAACCAGAGAAGAAGUGGGAAAAGGGUGGUCAGGGGUGAGAGGGAGGAAGGAGUGGACCUGAUGGAAAAAAGGAGAGGGAAAGAGGGGAGGAGAGCAACAGCAGGAGGAAGGAAUGGCGGAUUGAGGGAGAAGGGAAAAGGAGAAAAAGGGAGCAGAGUGAGGAGGGAGGCGCCUGAGAAAGGGAAAUGGCCUGAAGAGAGAGUCGGUGAGGAAGAAGAGGAAGACCUGGAGCACGAGGGAGCGGUGGAGGUGGAGAGAUCGGGUAUGAGAAGAAGGUUGUUGAGUAUCAGUGAGGAUGAGCAGGAGAAGGAACGGCUGACUGAACAAGGGGAAGAGGUCUUUAUUAAAGGUAAAGAGGGCCCCACUUUCCUUCGACAGCCACCCAUCCAAACAAACAACAACAAUAACAAUCAGUACAGCUAUAAGUUGAACUCACUCCAUCUUGACACGAUCAGAGAAGAAGACAGAUUUAUUGUGGAAAAAAGCAGAGAAUUAACAAUGGACGAAGAACGGCAAACAGUAAUGGAAGCUAUCUCCUCCUUGUCAUCAUUCCAUCAUCAGCGUCGGCCUCCCCGUUCCCUCCUCUCCCCCACCCUUCAUCCUCCUCUAUCCACCCUAUCUCUCCUCUACCAGUUCGGAGCGGGUGAGGAGCACACGCUCCUCUCCCAACCCGUCCCUCUAUCUCUACAAAGGGGCACCUCCCUCCUUUCGCCUCCUCUGACUCCACUCCUAUCUUCCUCGUCCACCUCCUCCUCGUCUUCACUGCUGUCGGUGCGGCCAACAAUGAACGACUUUGCAAGAAAGGUGGAAGGAUUUUGGAUUUUGCGAGAGCUGCAAAGUUGGCUGUGGCGGUCGGCGAAAGACUUUAACCGCCUCAAGAAGAGACUUCGAGGCUGACAGACAACAAGCAGACUUGUUGAGACAGAAUAUUGAAAACGUAGCAGAAACACACAAUUUACCUUAUUCUGAGAGAAACCAUCAACUCUGAUGCAAUGCUAGGGGUCACAAGCUCAAAUAUUGUAAAAUUGUCAAACUUUUGUGUUUCAGUGUGUAAGUCACAUUAUGUUAAUUGCAAUUGACAAAUCUUUAUUAUUAAACAGCUUUUCUAUUGAACAGCAAGCAAAUCUAUGCCAAAGUUUCAGAGCAAAAUCUGAUCAUAUUUAAAGUGAAUACAGCAAAACCCAUUCGCUAUAGUCGGACAACUUUUAAGUUAGCACAUCCUUACAAAGUCAUUUGACAGGAAAUGGGUGCUACUCCAUUGUUAGUGUAACUCCAUGCAAAGUAAAAUACAUUUCUAGCUUACCAUAUGUUGCCUGGAAAUGUAUUUUCGAGCUUAUGUUAUGUUAGCUAGAAAUGUAUUUCCUAGCUUACUUAAUGCUGUAAAGGGAUAAGGAAUUGUUGCUAGAGUUAGAAUU